This is a messenger RNA of Punctularia strigosozonata HHB-11173 SS5, 1320 nucleotides long. RefSeq names its product FAD/NAD(P)-binding domain-containing protein. Bases 1 to 1320 code for a protein of 439 amino acids. NCBI's taxonomy places the organism in Eukaryota, Fungi, Basidiomycota, Agaricomycetes, Corticiales, Punctulariaceae. Gene Ontology annotation, molecular function: monooxygenase activity; FAD binding. The record is from RefSeq and is a predicted model, not a curated record. The transcript has 3 exons.
AUGUCAAGUCUCCAUGUUAUUGUCGUUGGCGCCGGAAUCUGUGGGCUCUCGGCUGCAACCGCUCUUCGCCCCCAUCAUCGUGUCACCAUCCUUGAGCGCUCGUCGUUGAACGAAGAAAUUGGCGCUGCGAUUACUUCUAAUCCUCCGUGUACCCGAGUCCUUGAGAGCUGGGGCUUCUCCUUCAAAGAAAUCAGUAGUCCCGUUCACAGAGGGAUCAAACAAUACACACCGGAUGGGCAGAUCCUCCGGAUGAUGGAGAAUAAGCAGUAUCAACACGGAUAUUAUCUGAACCAUCGCAUUGAUGUCCAUCGGCAGUUAAAAAAGCUCGCGCUUGACCCUGACCGGCCUGGUGCGCCCGCAGAUAUACGAUUGGGUGUUCGCAUCCGCGCCAUCGACUGCGAGAGCGCCACUGUUACCCUCGAAUCCGGGGAGGAGUUCCACGGCGACGUCAUACUGGGCUGCGACGGUCUCAAAUCAUUCGUCCGAUCCUGUAUACUUGGCGACACAAAAUACCGCGCCGAGCCUUCUGGCCUCUCGGCAUACCGUUUCCUGUUAAACAGCAAGCCGAUCCUAGCAGACCCCGAAAUAGCUCCAUUCGUCACCGACAGCUGCAUCUCUCUCGUGCGCGAGAACGACAGAACUUUUGUCUGUUAUCCUUGCCGCGGCCUGACAGAGCUCAACUGCGUUGUCGUCGUACCCGAUCUCAUCGGGAACGCCACGGAAAGCUGGAGGCAAGAAGGAGAUCUGAAUGAAAUGAAGGACUCCGUCAAGAAUUGGGCGCCGAAAUUCCACAAGUUGCUGGAUCUCGCGGACAGUUGUAAGCUGUGGCAGCUGCGGGACCAGGAUCCCCUGCCGUACUGGACGCGAGGCAAGGCGAUCGUGCUGGGCGAUGCCGCCCAUCCCAUGAUGCCCCGUAAGGCUUCCUUGAUUGCGUUCCUAGCUCGGACUCGAUCUCUGACGAGAGAGAGAAUAGAUCAAGGGUCUGGUGCGUCCAUGGCCGUGGAGGAUGUCGAAGCUUUGACGUACGUCCUCGGACCUACAUCUCCAUACAAAGAUUAUAGCUUGGAGGACAAGCUGAAGAUCGUGGAGAAGAUACGAUACGUCCGCGCGAGUAUCGUUCAGCUCCACUCAAGAGCCAUUGCGGGUGACGGACGGGGAGGCGGUGAGGCGCACAAGAUGGAUCCGACUAGGUUCUUCCGAUAUGUCUUCGAAUACGAAGGACCCCAAUCAGUAUCCGUCCUAUCAGACGAGGAAUAUGAACUCGCGAAAGCUACUCAAAUACCGAAGGUGAAGCAUAAAACGGUGGCAACCGGUGCAUGA